AUAUCCAUAUUCCUACCAAUUUAUGCAAUUAUGGAGAAAGCUUUCACCUCUUUUCUCUUGUUGCUUCAGUACUAUAUUAUAAGUAGUUCAGCCAUGACCCAAUUUAACAUCUCCACUGAUCAAUUAGCUCUUCUUUCCCUGAAAUCUAAAAUCAUUUCGGACCCCUUUCACUUCUUGGCAGUGGCGGAUCUACAUAGGGUCUAGGCGAUUCAUCCGAACCCCCUUCUCAGAAAAUUAUACUAUUUUUAUAUGGUAAAUUUUUUUUUUUUUAUUUAUAAAUAGUAGAGGUUGAACUCCCUUCGACUAGUCCGUAUAUGUACUACUGAAUCCCCUCACUGAAAAUCCUGGAUCAGCCCCUGCUUCUUGGAUGAAAGUUGGUCUCCAGCUACGUCUGUUUGUCAUCGGGUCGGAGUCACUUGUGGCUCUUGUCACUAGCGAGUGAAGUCCUUGAAUCUUUCUAAUAUGGCUCUUAUUGGCAGAAUUCCACAAGAUCUUGGAAACCUCUCAUUUCUUGCUUCUCUUGACUUGGGAAGCAACAACUUCCAUGGAAAUUUGCCUCAAGAAAUGGCACGCUUGCGUCGGAUUAAGUUUCUUGAUUUAAGUUUCAACAACUUUAGAGGGGAGGUUCCUUCUUGAUUUGGGUUCCUACACCAACUUCAAUUUCUAAGCCUUAAGAAUAAUAGUUUUUAAUAGUUUUUCCGGCCCCCUUCCCUCAACAUUUUUUAACAUUUCAAAGCUUGAAAUGUUGAAUUUGGCAUUCAAUUCCGUAGAAGGUCAUAUCCCGGUGUCUCUCUCGAAUGUCUCAAGGUUGGAGAGGUAAGAAUUAUCUGGCAAUUUACUUCAAGGAAACAUUCCACCCGAAAUUGGCAAUCUUCACAACCUGAACUGGUUGGCCAUACAAUAUAAGCAUCUUACUAGUUCUAUACCAUUAACAGUUUUCAAUAUUUCUGGAAUCGAAGUCAUUUCAUAUACUGGCAAUGGCAAUAGCUUAUCAGGAAGUCUUCCCAAUGGUUUAUGCAGUGGUCUUCGGAAUAUCAAAGGUCUUUAUCUAUCAAUAAACAAGCUUCAUGGUCAUAUUCCCAUUAGCUUGUCAAAUUGUUCACAACUUCAACUAUUAGGUUUAUCGGAAAAUGAGUUUGAUGGACCAAUACAUAGUGAAAUUGGAAGAUUGAGUAACUUGCAGCAAUUGUAUCUCGGAACUAACCAUUUCACAGGGAUAAUUCCACACGAAAUUGGAAAUCUUGUUAAUUUGAUGGAGUUGUGGAUGGAGGUAAACCAGAUAACCGGCUCAGUCAAAAUCUCCAUAUUCAAUAUCUCGGUGCUGCAAAUUUUGUCACUGGUGAGGAACAAUCUUAAUGGACUCUUACCACUAGAGAUUGGCAACUUAACCAGGAUGCAAUUUUUAUAUCUUGAACAAAAUAGGUUUUCCGGUGAGUAAUCAAAGUGAUAGCAAGAAAUACAACUUAUGCUAGAUAACACACUAGUAUUCCUUUUUGUCCUUGUAUUGGCAGGAGAAAUACCCAAAGAGAUGAGCAAUCUCAUUGAGUUGGAGUAACUUCUGCUUGAUCUUAAUGAUAUUAGUGGUUCACUUAUAUAGGAGAUCUUCAACAUAUCAGGGCUAAGAAUACUUGAUCUUUCAUUCAACAAUCUAUCAGGAAGCCUCCCACCAAAAAUAGGUUCGCUCUUACCCAACAUUGAAGAGAUUUAUAUGUCAUUCGACAAUCUUGUUGGAACUAUUCCUCAUUCUAUCUCCAAUUGUUCAAAACUUACUGGCUUGACUCCUAGCUCUCUUGGAUAUUUGACUCAUCUACGGUUCCUAAACAUGAGAGAAAACAAUUUAACCAGUGACUCUUCGUUAAGCUUCCUUACUUCCUUACCCAAUUGCAAAAAUUUAACAACUCUAUCUCUAUAUUUCGACCCUCUAAACAGCAUGCUUCCAGUUUCUGUAGGGAACUUUUCCACAUCUCUUAUAAAAUUUUACGCCAAUAGUUGCAAGAUCAAAGGGCGAAUUCCAAAUGAUUUUGGGAACUUAAGCAGCUUAUUAGACCUUGAUCUUUCUGAGAACAGCUUGGCUGGAUCGAUUCCCAUGACAAUUGGCAACUUGAGAAACAUUCAGCGCUUCAACUUGAGUAGCAACAAACUUACAGGAUUUAUUGGAGAUCGUAUAUGUAAAUUGCAGCAUUUGGGUGAAAUUUACUUGGGUCAAAAUCAGCUUUCAGGAUCUCUUCCUAAUUGCUUAGGGAAUAUUACUUCCCUUAGGGAGAUACAUCUGGGUUCCAAUAAAUUGAGUUCCAAUAUACCACCAAGCUUAGGGAACCUUCAGGAUCUAGUGGUUCUUGAGUUAUCAUCAAACAACAUGGUAGGUUCUUUGCCUCUAGAAAUUGGAAAUCUAAAGGUUGCGACACUGAUAGAUCUGUCGAUGAAUCAAUUCUCAAAUGGCAUACCAAGAGAAAUUGGAGGAUUGCGAACUCUGGUGCACCUUUCUUUGAGACACAACAAGUUGCAAGGAUCUAUACCUAACUCAAUGAGCAACAUGGUAGGUUUGGAAUUCCUAGACCUUUCUCAUAAUAACAUAUCUGUAAUCAUCCCCAUGUCUUUGGAAAAACUUCAAAACCUGAAGUAUUUCAAUGUUUCUAUCAACAAAUUGUAUGGUGAAAUACCCUCUGGGGGUCCUUUCGAGAACUUCUCGAGUAAGUUUUUCAUCUACAAUGAAGCACUCUGUGGUUCUUCCAGAUUUAGUGUCCCACCAUGCCCAACUUCAUCAAAGCACAAAUCAAAUAUGAAAAAAUUGCUAGUUCUGUAUCUUUUUCUAGGACUUGCAAUUUUAUUUGUUCCUAUCAUAUUUGUGUUUGUAUGGAUAAGGUAUAGAAGAGGCAAAAGAGCUCCUCAACAAGCAGAUUCAUUGUCUACCAUAACACGAGAAAGAAUUUCAUACUAUGAACUGCUCCAAGGAACAGAUGACCUUAGUGAUAGUAAUCUGAUUGGUUCUGGAAGUUUUGGCUCUGUUUACAACGGCAUUCUCAGAUGUGGAACUGCCAUUGCAGUUAAAGUGUUCAAUUUGCAACUGGAUGCGGCAUUCAAGAGUUUUGAUACAGAAUGUGAAGUUUUGCGUAGCCUUCACCAUAAGAAUCUCGUAAAAGUCAUUACUAGUUGUUCGAACCUUGAUUUUAAGGCUUUAGUGCUCGAGUAUAUGCCAAAUGGAAGGCUUGAAAAGUAUUUGUAUUCACACAACUACUUUCUCGACAUCAGGCAGAGACUAAGCAUAAUGAUAGAUGUUGCAUGUGCAUUGGAAUAUCUCCAUCACGGGUGUUCGUCGGCUGUGAUUCACUGUGACGUUGAGCCUAGUAACGUCUUGCUGGAUGAGGAUAUGGUUGCCCACCUAUGCGACUUUGGCAUUUCAAAACUGCUUGGUGAAGAUCACGGUGAUUUGUACACUAAAACCUUAGCAACAUUGGGGUAUAUAGCGCCAGAGUAUGGACUGGAAGGACUAGUGUCAACAAAGUGUGACGUCUAUAGUUAUGGGGUCAUGUUGCUGGAAACGUUUACUAGGAGAAAGCCUAAUGAGUUUGAAGGAGAUCUUCGCUUGACGCAAUGGGUGAGUUAUUCACUUCCAGAUGCAGUAAUGGACGUCGUGGAUGCCAACUUGGCAACAGCAACAGGUAAAAGCUUACAGAAGGAGCUAGAUGUUGUGGCAUUAAUCAUGAAAGCAGCAUUAGAUUGUUGUGCUGAAUCUCCGGCAAGAACGACUAACAUAAAAGAUGUUGAAGGGAUGCUACAGAAGAUCAAUAUUCAACUUCUUGCAUGCUAAGCAUGUUCUCGGAAUCACUGGUUCCAUAUUAUCUGGUUGUUGCAAAUGUUUCCUAAAUUGUUGGAUUUAUGUGAAGAUUGUUGUUUUUUAUUUUGUUAUUUUAGUACUUGGUUUGUGGAUGAUUCCUUUUGCAGAAAUGCUAGCUGGUUACUAUGAAUCUUACUGUUUCCUCUUUAAAUUGAAUAACUAAAAUGAAAUUAUUCCUCUUGAAAAUCUUGAAGCGGAAUGAAUU
This is a messenger RNA of Capsicum annuum, 4040 nucleotides long. RefSeq names its product receptor kinase-like protein Xa21. The record is from RefSeq and is a predicted model, not a curated record. Gene Ontology annotation, biological process: protein phosphorylation. Gene Ontology annotation, molecular function: protein binding; ATP binding; protein kinase activity. The transcript has 3 exons. Lineage: Eukaryota; Viridiplantae; Streptophyta; Magnoliopsida; Solanales; Solanaceae. Bases 1709 to 3808 code for a protein of 699 amino acids.